AUGAGCAAUAAAGAAGAGUAUCUUACGAUCGAAGAGAAUGCAUGGAGAGGUCUGGAGUACCAGAACUAUCCUACAGACUUUUUUGCUACCAUCAUUAUAGAGAGACCGUUUCUCUUGUUUUUGACGAUUCUAAUACCUUUGGCUGUCUUUGUCAUACCCCUCUCGAUUGGUUACAUUUACAUUGACUACACGGUGGGAGAAUUUCAGCUGCGCCCAGACAUAGAGGUACGUGCGUCGGCGGAUACGUUUUCGGAGACGCUUGACGCAUAUGUUUCCCGAAUAAGCGGUGCGUUUUAUUUGCGGGACCUGAUCGACAUCCAAAAACCCCGUAGCCAAAUCCGUGGUUCGCUGUGGAUGUGUUCGAUGGUUGACGUAUCCAGGCUGCAAUACUACUGCAAGGAGAAUAGACUCAGUUGUAAUGAUCUGGAUAACAUCUUGCAUCCUGACAACUUACAGUACAUCACAUCUCUGGAACGAAAUAUUGCUGCACUCGAGUCAUUCACUGAGGUCUGCUUUACGAAUAACUUGGAGUAUGGACAAAAUAGUGAUGCCUUCCCGGUUUGUGUUCCUCCCACUGGGCUCUUGCAGUACGUUUUGCCAGAGUGGAACAGCACCGAGGAGAGGUGGCAUAUGAAUGGACGUGGCAGUCAGUUGCAGGUGAAUUACUUACCAGUAUUAUUUAUGAACCCAAAUUAUGCGUGGUUUUUCGACUCGAACUUUUCAACAACGAAUCAUCGGGCGCACCUGAUUCGGACGGAGUUUACUUUGGCUUCGUCAGUAAAUCAGUCAGUACAUGAGUACAAGCAAAAGGUGAGGACUUUUAUUCGUGAUGCAUUAUGGUAUCUUAAGCGAAAUGCAAACCAUCCGUUCAUCUGGACCUUGAUCGGUGGAGAUAUUGUGGAGUCACUGAAAACUGAAGAAAAUACGCUUGGUGAGUAUAUUCGACUUUUAUUAGUGUCACUUUUCUGCCUCCUGCUGGUCUGGUGGCACAGUGGCUCAAUAUUAGUGGGAAUGUAUUCCAUCCUUCAGGUUGCUGUAACGCAUGCUGCGGCAUGUGGGAUCUAUGUACUCAUCUACCAUAAAUUGUCCAUCGUAUCGUUUUCCGCAUCGGUGUGGGUGAUGACGUUUUGUCUGCAUGGAACAUUAAGCUUUUUUGACACCUUUGUGUAUAGUGGCAUUAUGCCAACUAAAAUUCAACGCAACGACCUGAGUCUUGAGCAACGCAUUACCUUCACUAUUCGACGGAUUACGUUAUGCGUAUGGGCGUCGAAUAGUAUCGCGAUUAUCUUGUUUUUAAUCAACUUGAAGUCGGUGUCAGACUCCCUGCGGCAUUUUAGCGUUUUUAUGAUAAUCGCCCUCUUAUGGAAUUUGCACUUUAUCACUUUUAUUACCCCGGCCUUUAUCACGCUGUACCAUUACCACAUUUCGAGCAGAGAUCGUGCCCUUCAGAUGCAGGUCGAUCUGUUGAAUGAGAAGACGCAAUCCUGCAAGCGAGCAGCGCAUAUGUCAGGCAUACUUAAAGCUAUACAGCCUAUGACAAUGACAGGGAAUGGCAAACGAUCGCUAGACAAGGAUCGGAUCCUGGUCGACACCACAACGAGUAACACCAACAACGAUAACACUACUAACAAGAGGCAUCAUCAGAUACGUUUUCAUGCCAAGAGCCGAGAUACGUGGCGGAUUUUUAUUGAUAAAGUGAUAUCCAUCAAAGAAGAUUUGUUCAGCAUACUGCUCAAGCCGUACUGUAAGACGUCUCAGACGUUUGUGGGAAAGAAAUGUGACGCUUCAAAACCAAGAGCUUCGGAGGAAGCGUUCCCGAUGGAGGACUACGCUUCUGCCUGCAGAAGCGUAGAAUUUCAUACUGGGCCGCAAGCCCAAUACUACAACCGGCGGAUGCCGCUGUAUGCGGACGUUGUGCACGUGCCGCGUCAGUACACCGAACGUUCCCAGGAGUGCUGGAGGGUGAUAUCUACCGUGAUAACUCAGCAUGGGAGCGUGGAGGAACCUCGCGUUGCGCCGCUCCCACAUUGCGGCCACAACAUGUCAUCUGACGUGCGUGCGUCUAUCCGGUCCUGGCGUGCUGUUGCGGAAGCACUCGAUGUGAAAACUCGCGGACCAAGUAAAUUGGCCGAUUUAUUACCCCUGGUAGCACGGUCCGUGGUGCGUGCACAAGAUACACGGUACAUUGUUUUCAAUUCGGGGGAAGAUGCCAGCAGUAACGUGGAGAGGGAGUCCACAGUAAAUUGUGAUCUCGACAAUCGCAAGGACCAGUCGUGCUUCUGCACGCGGUGGUUUCAUUCAUUGAAAAGGUCUGGUGCAAACUCUGAUGAAACUAACGAAAAUAAUGAAAACUCAUCUAGAACGCUUUUCAAGGAGCGAAGACGUCGGCAUUUUAACUCUAAUAUGAUGCAUAAGCGUCGCUUCACGCUUUUUGAGCGCUUUAUCGUAAAGGUGUACGUGCCUAUUUUGCACUAUAUUCGCUGGUUCGCGUUGCUGGCUUUCAUAUCGCUACUUGUGUUUGUGUGUGUAUUUGGCUUACGCAUUGACGUCGCUGGGUUACCUACCACGCUUCUAAAGAACCCUCAUGGACCCUCUGAAUCAUUCGCGAAGCUAGAUGAUGCCUUUGGUCACCGUGGUGUGUGCACGUUUUGUGGGCCCUAUUACAUGCCACUGGGUUUUUACAAAACAGCGACCAAGCGGGAUAUCGAGCUCUGUAAAACCAAGUACAUUCACCCUCAGAUAAACGCGCAUGUUGACAGGUGCGAUGUGUGUGACGGUCAAGAUGAGUGCAUGGAUUGCGCAGGCAAUCCUAAUGGCAUACGCGUACUCCAGUGUGGCGGAUGCGAGCUUCCUUUCCUUCCGUCAUGCAUCACCAGCGUGGCCCGCAACGGCACCUAUUGCGAAUGGAGUCAGGGUAAAAAGAACUUUUUCGGCUAUAACUGCAGCGUGGAGUGCAAUGCGGAGAAAUGUGGCCCAAACGGCAUAUGCGACAUGCACACUGGGGCUUGUAUUUGUCAUGAAGGCUUCGCGGGUGACCGGUGCAACGAGUGUGCUGAAUGGCUUUUGCCCAUCAAGUUAAAUCCGCAAUGUACUUUAGAAUGCAACUUGACGAUGAACACAGAUGAAUGCGCAUGCAACUUAAGCAUCGGCAGGUGCACUAACUGCUCCAAAGGCCAACGUGGGUUUGCUUGCAAUUAUUCCAAGUCUAAUUGUGGACCUCAUAGGGUGUACGAUCCGGUUAACGAUACAUGUGUGUGUGAGAAUGGUUGGUCUGGUGCCAUGUGCGACGUAGCGGCGAAGUGUAGCAUGCGUGGGGUGUGGCUAGAGGCGGAGGAGUCACCAACGAUGACGGCGACGUGCAUGUGCAUAGGGCAUUGGCGUGGUCGAACUUGUCAGCUAUGUGACUGUCUGAACGGCGGGAUGUGCGAUGUGAAAACUGGUAAGUGCAUCUGUGAGGGCGCGUUUGUCGGCGAGCGAUGCCAGACGUGCAGUGCGGAAUGUAUACAGCAUGGGGUGUGUCCUACUGUGGAUAGGUCAGGUUUGAAUAUCCGAGCUUGUGUGUACGAGAAAUGCCCUCAAGAAUAUCAGUUAUUGGAGACGUCUUGCUCGAUGUGUGCCUACAAACCUGAGCAUUCAGAGAAGUGUGCUGGAUAUAAGAGCGCAGACACUUGUAGUAUGCAUUCAGAGUGCUGGUGGGACUGGAAUAUGUGUAUCAGUGCGUACUCGUAUAACAGAUUGCUUAAUGAGUCAGAUUGUAAGUGUCACAACUCGCUUCUGUGGUCUGGCAAGAAUUGUGAAAAAUGUCUUGCUCCGCCCGGUGCGACAUGUGUGGGAAAUGAAUAUAUAAGGGGAUGCAAUGGGCAGCUGUAUUGGUUACCGACUCAUACGGUAAGCGUAGAUCAGUGUGGUGUCUGCGGUGGGGAUGGCAAGUGCCGAGGGUGCGAUGGAAUCCCAAACAGUGGUGCAGUUUAUGACAAGUGUGGAGUGUGCUCUGGAAACAACGAUUGUGACACAGAGCAAGAUAUUCGCCCUUUUUUUGUGAACUAUUUAAUAGACUUUACACGCGUGUCCAAUAUUACUGCAUUGAAUAUGAGUAAAUACGUCCUACCUUUCUGUGCGGCCGCUAGGGAACAAUUCAUGCGUACGAAGAUUCCUCCUUGUUUCAUGGAGGACUACUUGAGAGGUGCAGCUGAUCGGGAUACUGUAAAGUCUCUGAGUGAUCUGUACACUUAUGCUGUAGCCAAUGGUCGCAUGGCGGAAGUUAUCUUUGAAACCAAUUCUAAUUCUGAGCCAACAGCACUAACACACAUGAUUUAUCGAUUCUCGUUGCCCUCUGUGCGGACCGCUUACGCGAGCAACGAAUCCAUUUCAUAUGUGAACCUUGCCAAUCCUGAGAGCGUCUUCAGAUUCUACAAUGCACUUCAGAAAAAUAUUGUCCAUGUCUUCCAACCCUUACUAUCAGAGGUUAAUAGCAGCAUUCUUGUAACCUCCCUACCGUUUCAGUCGGCUGUCUCUUUUGUGUAUUCGAGGAGUGGUCUUUUGGUUACGGUGUGCAUUGGUGUGAUGGUGUGCUUUCUAGCGUUGCUGAUUUUUUCUGCCAGCAUGAUGAUAGCGCUUGGCGGGGCGAUGGUUGUAACGAUGGUUGGAUUUGGGACGCUAACGAUUUGUUAUUUUUGCGGUUGGAGGUUGGAUACCGUGAUGUGUAUGUGUGUCUCGAGUACAAUCCCAGUAAGCAUGGAAUACGUCGUCAAUAUAGCAGGUGAGUACACAGAUUAUUUGAAGUCAACUACUUCCCACCUCUUCGCGCGCGGGGUGUCGCGGAGGACCGCUCUAAGGGUAUCCAUGCUCCAAUCGCUUCCGUCAUUUUACACGAGCCUGUUCUCUGUCUUGGUCACCUCCUUUGUGUUCUCUACCUCGAAUUUGAUUCCUUCGGAGCACUCGGGUCAGGUAUGUGCGGUGAUGCAUGUAGUGCUACUUUUUGCAGUAACGCUGUUUUCUGGCACGCUCCUGGCAGUGGGACCGAGAAAAUCUUUCCAUCAUUGGACUGUGUCGAUUGCGCUGACACUCUUGAUUUUACCAUUAGGCGCCACUUUUGUUUCUUUAUGCAUUUAUUUUAGAUCAUACUUCUGA
Molecule: messenger RNA, 5130 nt
Organism: Phytomonas sp. EM1
Lineage: Eukaryota; Euglenozoa; Kinetoplastea; Trypanosomatida; Trypanosomatidae
Source: the annotation of a GenBank genome assembly